AUGUCCAACUUUGAUGUGGAUAUCGGUGCAAUGGACGAAGUGAUAUUCAGACUCCAAGGCAUAGUUAGCGACAAGAUGCUACCACCAAUGGCAAAGCCUGCUUCAACGGUCAAGCAACAACCAUAUUUAUGUACCGCCAUUGCUAUCACGGGACUCGGAGACAUUGUGUUCAAUAAGGUGAUGGAAAAGCUAGAAGAAGUUUUCCUCCGUUUUGCAAACAAUUUUCCCGCGGACAGCGUCAGCGGCUAUGACCCAGUUCUUCACAAAGACACGGGUUUUCAUCCCCUGGUCGACCCUGAUAACGUGUUGGCGUCCAUGGUAGGGGACAGUUUCAUCCACGCAAUCGAUAACAAGGUACAGUUUCUUUGUCGGGAGAUACUUCCUGACGGAACAGCCAGAUAUUAUUCUUAUAAUCCUGCCUCCAUACAAAUUGGAGACAUUGUCGAGAUCAGUGUUGCCUUUGUCGCAUUUCCUGCCCAAGGAAACAAGUACAAAUUUGUUGUCGCUCUUCGCGGAAUACUUGUCUUGGACCAGGAGGCAAGAGAGAAAGCUCAUAUUCUCAGAAUGCGGUUGCGCUAUACUCCAGCAAAAAGACAGGUUGCUGUUUUGUGUAGGACAAAGAGGCAGCUGUACAAAGGUCAGAUUGACAUUGAAGACACGCAACAGAGGAUGGCACAUAUGCGCUUAAAUGAGGACACAGUCCACAAUAGCAAUACUAUGUCCCAAGAUUAA
Molecule: messenger RNA, 732 nt
Organism: Psilocybe cubensis
Lineage: Eukaryota; Fungi; Basidiomycota; Agaricomycetes; Agaricales; Agrocybaceae
Exons: 5
Coding region: 1-732 (243 amino acids)
Source: RefSeq, a predicted model, not a curated record